GGAACGCUUCUUUCAACCGCAGCAACAGUUUGUCCGCCACCUCGGUAGCUUGCUCGACAUAAUAGCCGAACCAAUAAAGCUCUUUAGACGCUUUAGUGUAUAUUAGCCACUGUGUUUUAAACCCAUUUCUCCCCUCUAGUUAGUUAUCCGAUUUACUGUGUUGUUGUUAUUAGUCAGCUAGCAGGCUGGUUAAGUUAGCAUUAGCCUAGCUAGCUAACAUCUCCGACCAUGAGGUCACUUAGCUACUCUCCUGAUAAAAAAGUGAAAGAGGAAGAGGAAGAGAAGGAUGUUACAAUACAAAAACAAGUAGAGGGUGAGGCCGUUACCGUGAAAGAAGAGAAAGACGUUUCAGUGAAAGAAGAGAAAGACGUGUUCAGAGUAAAAGAAGAGGUUGACUUGUUCAAAGUAAAAGAAGAGGAGGAUGCAGUUGUUGAAGUGAAAGAGGUGGAGAUGAUUGUCACAUCGAAAAAGGAGGGGGAAGAAGAGGAGGAAGCGGGAUAUCUGGGCCCGGUUUCCCGAAGGCAUCUUAAGGCAUCCAAUGGUUCUAACGAUGAACGUUCCCUGAUUAACACUAGAGAGAGUGGGGACUAUUGUGGAUCCUCUGGGGAUCCUCAACAACCGCAUGAUGCUGAAGAGGCAGAGAAGAGUCUCUCCAGAUCAAAACACCUCAAGAAACACCUGCAGAGAUCCACAGCGAAGAGAACUCACUUCUGCUCUGACUGUGGGAAGAGAUUCACCUCAUCGGGCAUUAAAAUUCAUCAGAGAACACACACAGGAGAGAAACCUUAUAGCUGUGGUCAAUGUGGGAAGAGUUUUCCUCAAUCUGGCUCUCUGACAGUACACCAGAGAACACACACAGGAGAGAAACCAUAUAGCUGUGAUCAAUGUGGGCAGAGUUUUGUUCAAGCUAACAAUCUGACUCGACACAAGAGAACACACACAGGAGAGAAACCUUAUAGCUGUGGUCAAUGUGGGAGGAGUUUUACAACAUCUAGCUCUCUGACAGUACACCAGAGAACACACACAGGAGAGAAACCUUAUAGCUGUGGUCAAUGUGGGAAGAGUUUUGGUCAAUCUGGAGAGCUGACAGUGCACCAGAGAAGACACACAGGAGAGAAACCUUAUAGCUGUGAUCAAUGUGGGAGCAGUUUUCCUUCAUCUAGCUAUCUGACAGUACACCAGAGAACACACACAGGAGAGAAACGUUAUAGCUGUGAUCAAUGUGGGAAGAGAUUUACUUUCUCUGGCACUCUGACUCAACACCAGAGAACACACACAGGAGAGAAACCUUAUAGCUGUGGUCAAUGUGGGAGGAGUUUUACGACAUCUAGCUCUCUGACAGUACACCAGAGAAAACACACAGGAGAGAAACCUUAUAGCUGUGGUCAAUGUGGGAUGAGUUUUACUACAUCUAGCUAUCUGACAGUACACCAGAGAAAACACACAGGAGAGAAACCUUAUAGCUGUGGUCAAUGUGGGAGGAGUUUUACUACAUCUAGCUAUCUGACAGUACACCAGAGAAAACACACAGGAGAGAAACCUUAUAGCUGUGGUCAAUGUGGGAGGAGUUUUACUACAUCUGGCGAUCUGACAGUACACCAGAGAACACAUAGGAGAAAAAUCUCAUAGCUCUGACCAGAGAUAAUCUGUUAAAAGAUCUCUGGUCAAAUAUUAGAAAAUACAUACAUUAAGGAGUUGUUUCAUGAUUUCAAUGAAUUAAUGUCACAAUGUAGAAUGUUUUAACAUUGUAGUAGGAGUAUUUUAAUGAUGUCACAAUGUAGAAUGUUUUACAUUGUAGUGGGAGUAUUUUAAUGAUGUCACAAUGUAGAAUCCUAAACGUUUCCCCCCCUUUAUGAAUUGAUUUCAUAAUGAUAUGGAUAUUAGCCUCAGGGGAAAAAUCCAGGCGAAAAACCCAGGCUCUGAAAUGGAAGAGUACUAUUAUGUGAUUUAACAAAAAUUGACAAAAAAAAGUUAAAAUCAAAUGUAUUUAUAUAGGGCUUCUUACAUCAGCUGAUAUCUCAAAGUGCUGUACAGAAACCCAGCCUAAAACUCCAAACAGCAAGCAAUACAGGUGUAGAAGCAUGGUGGCUAGGAAAACUCUCUAGAAAGGCCAAAACCUCAGAAGAAACCUAGAGAGGAACCAGGCUAUGAGGGGUGGCCAGUCCUCUUCUGGCUGUGCCGGGUGAAACAGAACGUGGCCAAGAUGUUCAAAUGUUCUUAAAUGACCAGCAUGGUCAAAUAAUAAUCACAGUAGUUGUUGAGGGUGGGUCAGGUCAGCACAUCAGGAGUAAAUGUCAUUUGGCUUUUCAUAGCCGACCAUUAAGAGUAUCUCUACCGCUCCUGCUGGCUCUAGAGAGUUGAAAACAGCAGGUCUGGGACAGGUAGCACGUCCAGUAAACAGGUCAGGGUUCCAUAGCCGCAGGCAGAACAGUUGAAACUGGAGCAGCAGCACGGCCAGGUGGACUGGGGACAGCAAGGAGCCAUCAUGCCAGGUAGUCCUGAGGCAUGGUCCUCGGGCUCCGGUCCUCCUCCGAGAGAAAGAAAGAUAGAAUUAGAGAGAGCAUACUUAAAUUCACACAGGACACCGGAUAAGACAGGAGGAGUACUCCAGAUAUUUCAAACUGACCCUAGCCCCCGACACAUAAACUACUGCAGCAUAAAUACUGGAGGCUGAGACAGGAGGAGUCAGGAGACACUGUGGCCCCAUCCAAUGAUACCCCCGGACAGGGCCAAACAGGAAGGAUAUAACCCCACCCACUUUGCCAAAGCACAGCCCCCACACCACUAGAGGGAUAUCUUCAACCACCAACUUACCAUCCUGAGACAAGGCCGAGUAUAGCCCACAAAGAUCUCCGCCACGGAACAACCCAGGGGGGGGGGUGCGAACCCAGACAGGAAGAUCACAUCAGUGACUCAACCCACUCAAGUGACGCACCCCUCCUACGGACGGCAUGAAAGAGCACCAGUGACCUAAGCCCCUGUAAUAGGGUUAGAGGCAGAGAAUCCCAGUGGAGAGAGGGGAACCAGCCAGGCAGAGACAGCAAGGGCAGUCGUUGCUCCAGAGCCUUUCCGUUCACCUUCACACUCCUGGGCCAGACUACACUCAAUCACAUGACAUACUGAAGAGAUGAGUCUUCAGUAAAGACUUAAAGGUUGUGACUGAGUCUGCGUCUCUCACAUGGAUAGGCAGAACAUUCCAUUAAAAUGGAGAUCUAUAAGAGAAAGCCCUGCCUCCAGCUGUUUGCUUAGAAAUUCUAGGGACAAUUAGGAGUUGUGUUACACUUAUCACGUUGGUGACCCACUUGAAUCAAAAUGCAACACUUCAAAAUGUGGCGAACUGUUUUCGACAAAUUGUCCUCUGAUGUACACAUUCCUACCAGAGUUUGUGUGGUUUUUGAGCUGUUAGUUUUAACAGGACGUGCAACCUCAUCACUCCCCUCUCGCACAAAUGAUUUUAGCAUGAUAUCGAUGACUGGUGACAAAUAAGUGUUGCAUUCCCUUGUUUAGCGACCCCUAAAUUUAUAUGCAUCACUCCAAAAUGUAGCUGACUGUCUUCUGCAGGUUAUCCUCUAACCAGUGAGGUAAAAUAUAUCUCCCAUUUCCAUUUGUUUUGUUUUUUUGUCAGUUUCAACAGCACUUACAACCUAAUUUCCCUCCUAAUCGAUAUCAGUGAUUUAUUGCUACUUGUCAAAACAACAGCAUUUUUGGUGCUUGUGCAUUUUAAAAGCUGCUUGUUUAAACAAAUACAAGUGAUAUGAUUAUUGUAGCAGAUGUUUGUGUACAUAGAACAUUUUAUGUUUUCAAUAUAUCCCAAAAUGUUUCUGCAUAUUGGUUAUUGAUUUGGACACAUUAAAACUGUGUUUUGAUAUUGGGCUAUCCCACGUAGCAAAAUGUCAUUGAAAAGCCAUUGAAAAUAAGACUAUGCAACCAAAUAUUUCAUAUUUACAUUUCAUGUAACAUUUAGUAUUCAUUAUUAUUUAUACGACCAACUGACAAUUUUUGGUACAAUUACAGUGCCUUGCGAAAGUAUUCGGCCCCCUUGAACUUUGCGACCUUUUGCCACAUUUCAGGCUUCAAACAUAAAGAUAUAAAACUGUAUUUUUUUGUGAAGAAUCAACAACAAGUGGGACACAA
Oncorhynchus masou masou (cherry salmon) is the source of this 4134-nucleotide messenger RNA. RefSeq names its product zinc finger protein 501-like. The transcript is spliced from 2 exons. NCBI's taxonomy places the organism in Eukaryota, Metazoa, Chordata, Actinopteri, Salmoniformes, Salmonidae. Gene Ontology annotation, molecular function: DNA-binding transcription factor activity, RNA polymerase II-specific; RNA polymerase II cis-regulatory region sequence-specific DNA binding. Gene Ontology annotation, biological process: regulation of transcription by RNA polymerase II. The record is from RefSeq and is a predicted model, not a curated record. Bases 229 to 1629 code for a protein of 466 amino acids.